AUGGGCUGUCCAAGGAGAGCCGUCUGUCCAUCCUGCUCCUCCGAGACAGACGCCAUCCCUUUGUCUCAGGGGUCGGGAGAGCUGUCCAAACACAACCGUGGUUACGAGUGCUCCAUGGUUUCAGCCGUUGCCAUGGAAGCCGCCCAGUCUGGCGCCCGUCACUCGGACGCAUCACCGUCCAGCUCAAAUGCCGGGAAUGACAGGUUUUAA
Molecule: messenger RNA, 210 nt
Organism: Menidia menidia (Atlantic silverside)
Lineage: Eukaryota; Metazoa; Chordata; Actinopteri; Atheriniformes; Atherinopsidae
Source: the annotation of a GenBank genome assembly